This is a messenger RNA of Hydra vulgaris (swiftwater hydra), 749 nucleotides long. NCBI's taxonomy places the organism in Eukaryota, Metazoa, Cnidaria, Hydrozoa, Anthoathecata, Hydridae. The record is from RefSeq and is a predicted model, not a curated record.
ACGCAACAAUGGAAGAAGGCAUUCAUAUUAACAGUGUUCACCUUAUGUCUAAAAAUUAAUGCAAAGUUAUUGUUAUCGAAGUAGUGGAUCUUGCAAAAUCAACGUACAUCAGCAAAUGUAAAUGAGUACAAGUAGAAGAAUCAAGGUCAUCAAGGCCUUAGAAAUGCCGUUACCAAUUCAUGAAGUUGCGGAGAUUUCUAAUAUAGAUGAGCUUAUAACAAUGAAAAAACAAAUCAACAAAAAAGUUGAUGAACUUUUACAAUCCAAAGAAAACAAAUAUAUUCAAACAGAGGAUAAUUUUCUAGAAUAUAAAAAGGCAAAUGAACUUUUGAUUCAAAAUAAAAUCAAAUUUUUGAGUAAAGAAAAGUGUAAUUUACAGAAUACCCUCAGUAAAGAAAAGUUAGUAUUAAAAGAAAACAAGGAGAAAAACAAGAUCGUAAAAGAAAAUCUUGAUAUCACAAAAAAAAAGGAAGAUGACUUUUUAAUUAAAAAACUCAACACAGAGCGUGAUUAUGCAACAUUUAAUUUAUUUUGUACAACUUUUGGACUGCGUUGGGAUUAUUCAAGUUCAGACAAUGAACUAAAAGGAAUUUUCAUGAUUAACAAUGAGUUAACUCCAUUUUCUCUUAAAAAAAGUGAAAAUAAAAAACAUGUUUCUUGUUUAUGGGAUAUGAUUUAUGUAAUGGAUAAGUGAUAAAGUGGAUAAAAACUUUUUCUAAAAGUUUCGCUAUAAGUUGAUAUUAUUUUAA